Messenger RNA from Hirsutella rhossiliensis, 966 nucleotides. Its product is annotated as pfkB family carbohydrate kinase domain-containing protein. The coding region runs from base 1 to 966 and encodes 321 amino acids. Gene Ontology annotation, molecular function: ribokinase activity. The record is from RefSeq and is a predicted model, not a curated record. Gene Ontology annotation, biological process: D-ribose metabolic process. Lineage: Eukaryota; Fungi; Ascomycota; Sordariomycetes; Hypocreales; Ophiocordycipitaceae. The transcript has a single exon.
AUGGCAGCACCGCCCCGCAAGCGCAUCGCCGUCCUCGGCUCCCUCAACAUGGACCUGGUCCCCUACGUGCCCCACCACCCGCUGCCGGGCGAGACGCUUACCUCGAGCCGCUUCGGCACCGCGCCCGGCGGCAAGGGCGCCAACCAGGCCGCCGCCGUCGGCAGGCUUUCGCGCAGCCCCGACGCCCUGGCCGACGGCGACGUCGACGUCGCCAUGCUCGGCGCCGUCGGCUCCGACCCCUAUGCCGACGUGCUGCGCUCCAGCCUCGCCUCGUGCGGCGUCGCCACCGACGGCCUCCGUGUCUUGGACGGCCAGCGCACCGGCAUCGCAAUCAUCAUCGUCGACGAGCCCUCGGGCCAGAACCGCAUCAUCCUCUCCCCGGAGGCCAACCACGCCCUCGUCCCCGCCGACUUCGCCGCCCUGCCCGACCCCCGCCCCGAUCUGCUCAUCAUGCAGCUCGAGAUCCGCCUCGACACCGUCCUCCAGGCCCUCGCCGCCGCAAAGGCCGCCAGCGUCCCCGUCCUCCUCAACCCCGCCCCGGCCCAGACCCUGCCCCUCGACGCCUACGUCGGCCUCGCACACCUCAUCCUCAACGAGACCGAGGCCGCCAUCCUCGCCGGCUGCCCCGAGUCCGACCUCGACGACGAGCCCGGCCUGCAGCGCGUCGCCUCCCUCUUCCUCGAGCGCGGCGUCGCAAACGUCGUAGUCACCCUCGGCGGCCGCGGCGUCUACUACGCCACAAAGGCGGGCAAGAGUGCCCUCGUGCCCGCCCACAAGGUCGACGUCGUCGAGACUACUGCCGCCGGCGACACCUUUGUCGGCUCUUACGCCCUGGCCGCCGUGCACGCCAGCCCCGACGACUUUGACAUUGACGGGGCCGUCAAGGCAGCCAACCGCGCCGCGGCCAUUACCGUUUCCAGGAGAGGUUCCCAGUUAUCUAUUCCGUGGAAGGAUGAACUAGAAUAG